AUGAAAGGUUGCAGGGCGGAGUUGGUGGUGAGUGGCGCGGGGUGGGCAUGGAUGUGUGGAUGGGUGCUGGACUGUCAGAGCACACCGGGUUGCGAAAAGAGGACAACGGUCCAUUUCUUCGGCGGCACAGAUUUCGGAGAAGCAGGUUUGCCGGAGUGUGCGCAUGGUUGUGCGCGACUUGAGCUGUUGCCAGAAGGUAGUUUGUCACAGCGACUGUUUCUAGCCGUGGCAUUGCAAUGCGUGGAUUGCCUGCAACGACACCCGGGGGUUGUGCUCUGCUCGAGCGACCAAAUCCAGUACCGAAAAACUGAUGCAGGACCCCGUAUUCGCUUGGACCCCAAUUAUAGAAACUAUCGGCCGACACUCACUGUCACCGUGGACCCCGUUACCGGCCAAUCUGUUGAACGUGAAUGCGAUGUCGAGACCUACCUCCACGGGAAUGAUGACGCUGCAAGUGUAGAUUCCGUCAGCACAGGUUCCAUCAGCACAGAUGUCGAAACUGACCUGAACGUAAGAGGUGACCCGGUCCCCCAAGGCGAACCGGUCCCCCAAGGCGAACCGGUCCCCCAAGGCGAACCGGUCCCCCAAGGCCACCUGAUCCAAACAGACCCCAUAGAAGUCGACUCAGACGCGACCGCAACAGACUUAAUCGGAAGAGGCAGCACUGGCUCGUUGCCACCGCCAGACAGGAUGCGCAGUCUAAGACACAGCAUGCAGCGGAAGGCGAUUGUGGCUCGAUGGAACCGAUGGGCCAGAGCGAUAGAUCUACGGCGACAAGGGCGCCCGAUAUCGGAACGUGGACGUGCGGAAUUGCUGCGAUUGGUGUUCUUACAAUUGGCUCGUAAGUGUUGUGUGGAGGGUAUGUCAGAGUUGUUGGAGUCGUCUGCUGAUUCAUUGACUGCGUUACGUUCCCGAUUAUUGGCUGCUUACUGUGUGGAGGACCCUGAAGGUGCUUUUAAACAGCAGUUCUGGGCCACCGAGUGUCGUCCCGUCUUGACCAGAGAUGCUGCUGGUGCUCUUGCUGUUAAAUCUGCCCCGACUACCUCGUCAUCAGGCUCCAGUCUAGCCGGCAGUGUCAUGUCCCUCCUCGGUAGCAUGCCCUUCGGCAGUAGACCCUUCGGCAGCAUGGCUUCCGUCAGCAUGGCCUUCAUCAACAAAAUGACCUCCUACGGAAUCCUUUCAUCCAACAGGCUAAGGAUACCAUCCAACAGGCUAAGGAUACCUUCCGGGACCCUUUCCCCCACUCAGGAAAUGGCCCCUACCCCUACUCAGGAAAUGACCGCUUCCCCUACUCAGGAAAUGACCGCUUCCCCUACUCAGGAAAUGACCCCUAGCCUUGCUCAGGAAAUGGCCCCUACCCCUACUCAGGAAAUGACCCCUGCUCGGCCCGGAACCUUGACCCUUGCCGGAACGGUGAGCCCUACCGGAAUCAUGAGCCCUACCGGAACCCCGAGCCCUACUUGGCCGGGGACCAUCAGCCCUAGUGGAAGCUCUGCUGGGACCGACACCCCAAUUUGGCCCGAGACUUUUACUGGUCCCGAGACCCUGGGCCCGAGGGUAAUAGCCGCAGGUGAAGCCCGGAGCUCGAGCCCGGUGCCGAGCGAGGCGCCGUUGUGCGACCGCUGUCGGCCCAGCCCGGUUCUGAAUCUGAAUCUGGAGGCGGAGGCGGAAGUAGGUGAAGACUUGUGGGAGUCCGAGCUCCUGGAGGAUUGGGGGGAGUUAACGAGGACGGCCGGUGAGCGGGUGUUCAAUCUGGCUCGCGAAAUGUCUGCAGACACGUGUGUGCUGCCGGUGGACGUUACCUUGUCACAGCUCCCCUUGAACACGUUGGUUACAGAGACGUCCGGGAAAGAGGACGGGAUGACUACAGAUGACGGGGUGACCGCACAGGCGUUGUCGUUAAUGUCCAGGGAGGAGGCCGGAGAAGGCUCUUGUUGGCGGGUACUGAGUCUGCAAAGUAUCCUAAAGAGAUACCGUUUGUCACCGGUAAUUCAUAACUCGUUGGCGAAAGAGUUGGAUUCAUGCUUGAGACGUGCAACGGAAACGGUAGGCCGAGGAAUCUGUGUUGGAUCCUACGACCAAGUUUUCCUCGCUGUCCGAAAAGGGGAGCUUCACGUCCUGCUCAACCCAGUCUGUCUGCGCUGUAAAGAACCAGAACAAGCCUUCCGAGUCACCACCGCCUUCCUCCACAAAUUCCGUAGAGACGCUGGUUCCCAACGUGUCUUCCACCGCAAUCCUAUCUUCGAGCGACACGUACCCACUAUGUGA
Messenger RNA from Gregarina niphandrodes, 2268 nucleotides. RefSeq lists its product as hypothetical. Lineage: Eukaryota; Apicomplexa; Conoidasida; Eugregarinorida; Gregarinidae. The transcript has a single exon. The coding region runs from base 1 to 2268 and encodes 755 amino acids. The record is from RefSeq and is a predicted model, not a curated record.